CGGACUCAGACGUCAAUAGUGUCAGGACGCAAACAGAUGCCAAGACGACGGCGGCCAAAUGAAUCGCCCGAUCUCCAUCAUCUCCACAUGCUUAAAGAGUUGAUUUUCCGCUUACGACCAGAUUCCAGACUGCUCUAUACCUAAUAAUUCUAAACCCACUAGUGGCGUGCCUAGCGUUAGUUCAAUCCAGCCAAAUGAACGAUCUGAGCGUUAAUUCCAAGUCCGCAUUCGUAGUUGCCGGAAAGCCGUACACAAAACCAGAAAAGCCGAACAUAAAUUUUAUCUGAAAUUUAUCGGUCGAACAAAUUCACCCGCCAGACUCGGCCGUGCAAAUGUCUCCACACCCGAAGCUUCAGCCGCUAUAUACUCGUCAUAGCAGAAUAACUUUCAAAAUCAUAUUUAUUUUGCCUCCAUUUCACUCCAUGCGUAAUAUCGUCUAGCACUUCGAUUCAAAAAUGUUAGCUCUCAACACCCCUUCAUACGGGCCGCCGUCUGGGUAUCAGGUUUCUGAGCUCCCCAAACCAGAACUUGACAACGCGAACUAUGUAAUUAUCAAAGUUCAAGCUGCCAGCAUUAAUCCUAUCGACGUGAAAAAGGCUUCUGGUGUGCUCAAGCUUGCUACGAAAGAUUCAUUUCCAUAUAAAAUUGGUUACGAUUGCGCGGGUAUAGUGACAGAGACAGGUCGUGGCGUAACGCAGUUUAAAGUCGGGGAUGAAGUGUAUACAAGGCUGCCGGAGUACUGUCGCGGAUCAUGCGCUGAAUUCGUGAAAUGCCCAGAGCAUUUUGUUGGUCUCAAGCCACCUUCAUUAUCCUGGGAGGAGGCUGCAUCUGUUCCCCUGGCGGCCAUGACAGCCCUACAGGCACUGAGGAAAUACGAUGGUGACCUUGCGGGGAAGACCGUCUUUAUACCAGCUGGCCUGAGUGGAACAGGUUUAUUCGCUUGCCAGCUGGCGAAACAUGUAUUCCGAGCCGGUAAGGUGAUUACAACUGUAUCGACGUCAAAAGUACCAAAAGUGCCGGAGCUCCUGGGCGAGGGAACCGUAGAUGAGAUUAUCGAUUACACCAAGACUGAUCCAAAAUCAGUCAUUCAAUCCGGGUCUGUCGACUUUCUGUUCGAUACCGUUGGUCAAGCGAUGGACUUCCUCGUCCUGAUGCGACCUAAAACCAGUCGUAUUGUGUCUGUAGCUACAUUGCCGUCGGGAGAUCAGCUCCAGGCUUCUUCACUGAUGGAGCUCCCUCACAAGCCCACUGUCCCGCUACUAUUUCGACUAACAUUAAAUGCUCUUGAUUAUGUUCGCCAGCUGCGUGCGCGACGAUAUGGGACACAUUAUUCGUAUUUUUUCUUGGUGUCCUCCGGCGAUGAUCUGGAUCAAUUACGGAAAUAUGUUGAGGAGGGUAAGCUGAAAACAGUUGUGGGAACGAGUGUGGACCUUCGCGACAGCCAGGCGGUUCGCAAUGCUUGUCAAGUCGUAUACAGUGGCAAGGGCGGCCUAGGUAAAUUGGUGAUCAAGGUAGCCGGUGUGUAAGAUCAAAAUUUGUGUAUAAUUUUACCACAAUUGUAUAGCUAGUAUAUUUGAUUAAUUUUAUUUCAAGUUCCAGUACAUAUAGAUGCGUAGCGCUGACAUUUU
This is a messenger RNA of Talaromyces proteolyticus, 1628 nucleotides long. Its product is annotated as alcohol dehydrogenase. The transcript has 5 exons. Bases 456 to 1526 code for a protein of 356 amino acids. The record is from RefSeq and is a predicted model, not a curated record. Gene Ontology annotation, molecular function: oxidoreductase activity. Lineage: Eukaryota; Fungi; Ascomycota; Eurotiomycetes; Eurotiales; Trichocomaceae. Gene Ontology annotation, cellular component: mitochondrion.